Acaromyces ingoldii is the source of this 759-nucleotide messenger RNA. RefSeq lists its product as hypothetical. The record is from RefSeq and is a predicted model, not a curated record. Bases 1 to 759 code for a protein of 252 amino acids. Lineage: Eukaryota; Fungi; Basidiomycota; Exobasidiomycetes; Exobasidiales; Cryptobasidiaceae. The transcript has a single exon.
AUGUAUGCGCGUUCUGGCCUUGGUCGUGGCAGCACUACCGGCAUCGAGGAUGACGGAGACGACGAAGACGAGGAUGAAGAUGAAGCAAACGAAGAGGACCUCGACGAAGACCCUGUACGCGUCACUGUCGUCUCGGUCAGGGACUACGACUAUGAGGAAGAGGCGUACUUGGAGACGCAGGACUGGACAGCCCUCGCGACUGCUGCGAAGCCAUUGCACGACGGACAAGAGGGCGACUAUGAGGAGGAGUAUGCAGACCAUUUCUCGGCUGAGCCCCUGUCCAGUACCUUUAGCGCCCACUAUUCGACGGCGACGCACGCUAUUGAGAGCAUCGAGAGCAGCACGGCAAGCCUUUCUAGCAACGGCAGUGCGAGCCAGGAAGAGACGCAAUGGUUCGAGCACGUAUUUGAAAGUCUCAGCGCCGAAGAGCAAGAUAAGGAGCAGGAGGUGGCCGCUGCAAUUGGCGUUGAGGGUCACGAGGAAGACAACGAUGAUCGCGAAGCUGCCUUGCGACGCCUCCUAUCGGAAGAGAUCUGGCCAUCGUCGAGCAUCGUGUGGGACGAGGAGCUUCCCUCGCUCAUCCACGAUGGCUCAGACGAAGGCGAAGAUAGCGAUUCGGAAGACGAACGGUCGACUUCGUAUGCCUCAUCGCCGCCCUCAGAUUCGCCAAUCGCAAUGGCAAAGAACGUCCGAGAAGAGCGUCACCAACAUCAUUAUACCACGUUUCCAUCCAGUGUAGACCAGUCCUUGCUUCUGUAG